This is a messenger RNA of Rotaria sp. Silwood2, 1413 nucleotides long. Lineage: Eukaryota; Metazoa; Rotifera; Eurotatoria; Philodinida; Philodinidae. The record is from the annotation of a GenBank genome assembly.
AUGGCAUCAGUUCGUUCCAUUAGUGCAUCAAAACCACCAGAACGUUUAUUAAAACAACGUCUACCUCCUGCAUCAUCUUCAACAUCAAUACUUUCUCAAAGAAAAGUAACACUAAAUAAAAAAACUCCAAUCAUAGUAUCAACAACACCAACACCUCGACGAAAAUCAGGUCGAACGUCAUCAAAAAAAGGUGCCAUUGGACCAAUAGCAUCACCUGUUAAACUUAAUCCCACUAAUAAUAAUAAUAAUAAUAAUAAUAAUACACCAACAGACAGUAUUGAAUUAAUAACAGAUAGAAUGGCUUCUGCUAGACUUGAUGAUGUACCGCUAAUAAGAUCACAUUCGAGGGCAUCAUAUACCGGAAAUACUUGCAUUUCACUGGUUGAUUUAGAUUCAAAUAAGCCCGUUGAAGAAAAACCAAAUCCUGUAGAUAAAGUAUCAUUAAAUACUUUAAGUAAUAAUCAAUUUUCAUUAGAAUCAUUUGAUACUAUACGAACAAUUGGUACUGGAACAUUUGGUCGUGUACAAAUUGUUUAUCAUCGUGACAGUGAUACAUAUUAUGCACUUAAAACAAUGUCGAUAAAACGUAUCAUUGAAUCAAAACAAACUGAACAUGUCCAAAAUGAAAAAGAUAUAUUAUCAAAAAUUAAUCAUCCAUUUCUUGUACGUUUACAUUGGACAACACAUACAAAUAGUUUAGUUUAUCUUUUACUUGAAUAUUUACCCGGUGGUGAACUUUUUCAAAUGAUGCGUAAAAGAGAAAAAUUUGAUUCAAAAAUAGCUAUAUUUUAUGCAAGUGAAGUUUUACUUGGACUUGAUUAUCUACAUCAUUUAGAUAUACUUUAUCGAGAUUUGAAACCAGAAAAUAUUUUAUUGGAUAGACAAGGACAUAUACGUCUAGUUGAUUUUGGUUUUGCAAAAGAAACUAAAGAACGUACAUUUACAUUAUGUGGUACUGUUGAUUAUCUUGCACCAGAAGUUAUUCAAAAUCGUGGUCAUCAUAAAGCAUCCGAUUGGUGGGCAUUUGGUAUUCUCAUAUAUGAAAUGCUUGCUGGUUAUCCACCAUUCUAUGAUGCUGAUCAAUUUGUAGCCUAUCAAAAAAUUAUUUCUGGUAAACUUGAAUUCCCACGUCAUUUUGAUUACGCUGCCAAACAAUUACUUCGUAAAUUACUUAAUACAGAUCAAGCUCAACGACUUGGUUCAGCAAAAGAUGGUGGUGAAGAAAUAAAACGUGAACAAUGGUUUGUUGCUAUAUCAUGGAGAGAUGUAUAUGAACUAAAACUAGAACCACCUAUAAGACCUACAGUUACAUCAGAAGGUGACACAGAAAAUUUUGAUACAUAUGAUGAAUUUGAUAUAAAAUUAACACCACAAGCAGCAAAAUAUGAAGUGCAACUAUUUAAAGAUUUCUAA